This is a messenger RNA of Urocitellus parryii (Arctic ground squirrel), 1893 nucleotides long. Lineage: Eukaryota; Metazoa; Chordata; Mammalia; Rodentia; Sciuridae. The record is from RefSeq and is a predicted model, not a curated record.
CUUCAGUCCAGCCAUUACACCGCUACUUCCUACGGAAAAGAAGAGUAUUUUUUCCUGGACUGGAUCUGGAACUAAGAGUCCUUUCGGAGCUCCGAAUAUCUGCAAUACGGAGAUCAUUCGUACUCCAGAGUCUCCUGACUGGUGAGCAAGCAGAGGGGAGCAAGAGGGAUGGGGAGCGGCGCUGCGGAGAGGGGCCAGACUCACAGGCUGCCAGUGCUCCUUCCCUUCCUACUGUCUUUGUUCUGCCGGGCGCUCUCUGAGCAGAUCCGCUACAGGAUUCCCGAGGAAAUGCCCUUGGGCUCGGUAGUGGGGAACCUCGCCAAGGACCUAGGGUUCCGUGUCCUGGAGUUACCGACUCGAAAACUGCGUAUCAGUUCGGAGAAGUCUUACUUCACUGUGAGCUCAGAGACAGGGGAACUGCUUGUGAGCGGCAGGCUAGACAGGGAGCAGAUAUGCGGGAGGCAGCCAAUUUGUGCUCUGGAAUUUGAGGCUGUUGCUGAAAAUCCACUGAACUUUUACCACGUGAGCGUGGAGAUUGAGGACAUUAAUGAUCACGCGCCAAAAUUUGCGCACGUUUUCUUUGAUCUGCAAAUAAGUGAGUCUGYUCAGCCAGGCACACGAUUURUAUUAGGRUCUGCCCAYGAUGCAGACAUAGGUACCAAUGCACUACAGAAUUACCAACUUAGUCCCAAUGAWUAUUUCUCACUCGUGAGUAAAGAGAAAUCAGAUGGCAGUAAAUAYCCGGAGAUGGUAUUGAAGACACCUUUAGACCGGGAAAAGCAGAAAUCCUACCACUUGACAUUGACUGCUUUGGACUUCGGGGAGCCACCUCUCAGCAGCACUGCACAGAUACAAGUCCUAGUGACUGAUGCCAAUGAUAACCCUCCAGUGUUCAGCCAAGAGAUAUAUAGGGUGAGCCUCCCAGAAAACGUACGCCCAGGAACCACUGUGCUUCAGGUGACUGCUACCGACCAGGAUGAAGGUGUCAAUGCCGAAAUCACUUUCUCUUUCAGCGAAGCUGGCCUGAGACCUGAGUUUGACCUGAAUUCUAAUACUGGGGARAUUAUUAUUCUAAAUACAUUAGAUUUUGAAGAGAUCAAAGAAUAUUCUUUUGUUUUGGAAGCRAAGGAUGGUGGAGGAAUGAUUGCACAAUGUACAGUGGAGAUAGAAGUCCUAGAUGAAAAUGACAAUGUCCCAGAAGUGAUAUUCCAAUCUCUACCCAACCUAAUUAUGGAGGACUCUGAGCUAGGUACACUAGUUGCUUUGCUUAAAAUCCGUGACAAGGAUUCUGGUCACAAUGGAGAAGUUAUUUGUAAAUUAGAAGGKGAUACUCCAUUUAAAAUACUAACUUCUUCAAGAAAUACAUAUAAGUUAGUGACGGAAAGGGUUCUAGACCGCGAGAAGAACCCAGAGUACAACAUAACCAUCACAGCCACUGACCGGGGUAAGCCGCCUCUCUCUUCCAGCUCUAGUGUCACCCUACACAUUGGUGAUGUAAACGACAACGCUCCAGUUUUCCAACAGGCCUCUUAUGUAGUGUAUGUAGCAGAAAACAAUCCUCCUGGAGCCUCCAUCGCUCAAGUUAGCGCCUCCGACCCAGACCUGGGGCCCAACGGCCAAGUCUCCUACUCCAUCGCGGCCAGCGACUUGGAGCCUCGGGCAUUGUUAUCCUACGUGUCUGUGAGCGAACAGAGCGGCRUGGUGUUCGCGCAGCGAGCCUUCGACCACGAGCAGCUGCGUUCCUUUGAGCUGAUUCUGCAGGCUAGUGACCAUGGUUCGCCCGCGCUCAGCGCCAACGUGAGCCUGCGCGUGUUGGUAGGCGACCGCAACGACAACGCGCCGCGGGURAACAAGACACACAUGCCYCGGGAAUAUUCUGAAAGGAUCCUGUAG